GAAGACGAUAAAGCAGUGAUAUUUUUCGGACAACAUGCGACGGAUUCUCUUCAUUUUUGGCGCUCUGUGGGCCGCUGUUUUCUCAAUAAAGUUAGAGAGGAAAUACAACCCAGAGCAGCCAUACUGUUUCAAGUUCACCUGGUUGGGACUGGAUCCUGAAGAGGCCAAUAAAUCGAAGAGCUGCUCCAAUAUUACUACACCAUGCUUUGAGCCAAUUACAAUCUCCGCCUCUGGCAAACUGCCGGAUACAAACGUGAUAUGGGAAAAGGAGGAUCGCUCGGUGAUCGGUUGUCACAUGCAAAAGGGAUUCGUCUGCAUAAAGUACACGUACACUUUCAACGAUGCAGUGCAAAAUGUAAGUCACUUCUGCGGGAAAAUGGUGGAGAAUAAGGAGUCGCCAAUUGUUGAGGGAUGUUACACCCAAAAGGUGGACAGCCACGUCAUCGAAGCUUGCGCCUGCACGUCUGUUGCUGGAGCCGUGCCUUGUAAUUCAUCAGAAAUUAGCCAUCCAUCAACAGCGAUAAUUACGUUAUUUGUGAUAUUAUCUCGGAUUAUUGUUGGCAAUCGAAGUUAGAAAGAGCGUGAAUCAUUAAAAAUCCAAUUUUGAAGGGUUGAAAAAUAUUAAUAUCCCUUUAUAAUUAGCCGUUACACAACCGAAUCUGUUAAGAGAGGCUUAUUUUAAAAAUUCCUACAGUUAAAAAAAUUUAUCUAGGAGAUAAAUGCAUAAUUCACAAAUCCCGAAUGAGUAUUAGUGUUAUUUAUAUUCCCAUUAUCUUUAAUAAAAUUGUUAUCAAGAAUAA
Diachasma alloeum is the source of this 800-nucleotide messenger RNA. RefSeq lists its product as uncharacterized. The transcript has 5 exons. The record is from RefSeq and is a predicted model, not a curated record. NCBI's taxonomy places the organism in Eukaryota, Metazoa, Arthropoda, Insecta, Hymenoptera, Braconidae. The coding region runs from base 35 to 574 and encodes 179 amino acids.